Messenger RNA from Engraulis encrasicolus (European anchovy), 1907 nucleotides. RefSeq names its product leucine rich repeat containing 34 (gene lrrc34). Lineage: Eukaryota; Metazoa; Chordata; Actinopteri; Clupeiformes; Engraulidae. Bases 60 to 1277 code for a protein of 405 amino acids. The transcript is spliced from 10 exons. The record is from RefSeq and is a predicted model, not a curated record. Gene Ontology annotation, molecular function: protein binding.
GCCAUAGGAACGUGAAAAGCUUCUGCCUGUGUGUGUAGGUUCAUGUCCUAGCAAGCACCAUGAUGUUGAGUGAUCUAUACACAAACGCUUGUUCAAAAUGGGACAUAGCCAUAAAUACUUACAUUCUACAAGUACUUCAAGACACACGUGGCACACAGAUCAAACUGACUGGAAACAACCGACUGAAGGAGGUGCAGAGACUAAAUGACAGUGACAUGCUGGCUGUUUCGCAAACUCUGCUUUGCACAUCUAUAACAGAUUUAGACCUAAGAUAUAAUAACAUCACAGACCAGGGAGCAAAGCAUGUAGCAGAACUUCUUCAGGAGAAUUCAUCCAUUGAAUCUUUGGAUUUCAUGUGUAAUGACAUUGAGGCCGAGGGUGCAGAGCUGAUAGCCCAAAGUCUUCAUUCAAACACAACACUGAGGUCCCUGAGAUUGACAGGUAAUAAGAUUGGAGACAAGGGAGCCAUGCACUUCGCCAGCAUGCUGCAAAUGAACACCAAGCUGGAAGUGCUGGACUUCUGCAACUGUGACUUGGGCACUCAAAGCUUGAUAGCCUUUUCCAUCGUCCUAAACGGCAACAAAAAUGUCAAGGCCAUCAACUUGAGUCGGCCGUUGCUCUACAGCUAUCAGGAGGAGACCACUGUUCACAUGGCUCGGAUGCUGGUCGUUAACCAGACGCUGCGCGAGCUGCAUCUGGGGAAACACCAGAUGACGGAUACGGGCGUGGAGAGGCUGUGUGAGGCCCUGCGAGUAAACCGGAGUCUACGCUACCUGGACCUCGCCUGUAACAGGAUUACCAGGGAUGGUGCCAAAUGCCUGGCAGAGGUGCUGAAACAAGGCUCUACCCUGGAGAUACUCGACCUGUCUGCCAAUCGCAUCGAGGAUGAUGGAGCUGUACAUCUGAGCCAAGCUAUUGUGGUCCCUCACUGUAAACUCAAGGCAUUGUCCAUUCCCAGCAACAACAUCAGCACUGUGGGUUUGAUGUCCCUGAGCAAGGCUAUGGAGACCAACACCUCGUUAACUCACAUCUACAUCUGGGGAAACAGACUGGGGGAAUCUGUGUGCAGGGCCUUUGCCAAACUGAUGAGGACAGGGCGGCUGCCGGAGACCCAGACGGACGUCUCUCCCUACAGGGUGGACGGCCGCCUGUGUCUGGCGGAGGUGUUCCACGGCCUGCGCCGCCAUUACUACUGGACCCCCACCUACGGCCAGGACGGGGACUACGCCAGCAACUCAUCACUCACCUUAUGUGCCGAGUCAAACACCUCCCAGUAGCUUCCAAAAGUGUAUAAAGUAGAAGUAGGAGUACUGUUACGGAUGUAGUAAUUACAGCACCACUAGUACAAUAUUGCAAAGUUGCAGCUGUGUGACGUCAUACAGUAGCCCUAGUGUUGUAAUUACAAUUGUAACAGUAGGCUACUUCUAGUUCUACUUUAUACAACUCUGGUAGCUUCCCAUCCCAUCACUAAAAUGAAGAAGCUCAAUGAUAAUGCUGAUAAUAAAUAUACACAAACAUGAUCUUAAAUACAUUUACCUAGUUUUAUCUUAAAAAAAAAAAAGAUACUAUGUGUUUUCAGUUGCACAAGUAUUAGGUCAAUAUCCGUUAGGCUUUGGAGGAUGCUUUGAAUCAUUUUCAGUCAAUUUACCAUUACCAUACAUUUCAGUUUUCCUGAAUAAGCUUACUCAGUAAUUCCUUGAGUUUCCAAUCUGAAAAUGCUAGUAUAAAACCACUGUAUCAUUGUACCCGAAGGUAGAUUUUAGUUGCAGGUAAAAGCUUACACACAAUUCUACACACAACACAAGAUUAAUGACAAUGACAGUAACAAGAGAAGGAAAAUAAACAACUGACACACAGACAAAUGCUCCAGAGAGAAUAUGUUAAAAAAAAAAAAAAGAUAAAUUAAA